Molecule: messenger RNA, 1458 nt
Organism: Fraxinus pennsylvanica
Lineage: Eukaryota; Viridiplantae; Streptophyta; Magnoliopsida; Lamiales; Oleaceae
Source: the annotation of a GenBank genome assembly
AUGAAAGCCUCCAUUUUUAUUAGACCUACAGGACUUCUAUUUGUUUCAAGAAAAACCUUUCCCCACCCAAGGACUAGAGUCUCUUUCCCCCAGAAGGUUUUCUUUUUCCAAGCAAAGUACAGUGGUUCUGGAGUUGAUGGAAAAUUCAGCUUUAGGGUGGUCCCUCCGACCUUGUUGGCUGCAGAAAAGGAAGAAGCCAAGGCUGUACUAACCUUGUUUUUGAAAAAACAAGGUUUAAGUAAUGUGGUGGCAGCGAGAACUAUCAAUAAGUCUGAUGCUUUUGUUGAUCAUCUAGUGUCACGGCUCCAUUCUGUUCACAAGUCUCGCUACUUAGUAGGUCGGGAACUUUCGACUCUUGAGAUCCGGGAAGCUCUCAUUCCGUACCUCGAGACACUAUUUGAGGAGUACGGGGGCAUUUUGGUAGAUGCUGUCGAAAAAUUUUCAAAUCCACCUGUUGAGGAAAAAUCAGAAGAAAAUGUUCAAAAACAAACUGUAAUAGAAACUUCAGCUGCAUCUGUUUCUACUUCCAUUGCUUCAUCUGACUCGAGGAAGCUAAGAGCCUUGGCUCGAGUUAGUGACAUUUGCCCAACUGGGAAGCUUCCUUCACAUGUUGUCUACCUUGUAGAUCUUGGCAUGGAACUUGAGGCAAUCAGGGAAGUGAUACGCAAGUUCCCAGCUUUUGCCUACUAUAGUUUGGAGGGGAAAAUCAAGCCAGUUGUUGAAUUUCUUCUUGAUCUAGGUGUGCCGAAAUCAGACAUUCCCACCAUCCUAACUAAAAGGCCUCAGCUUUGUGGAAUUAGUCUAACUGAAAAUCUGAUCCCCACCAUGGAAUUUCUUGAGGAUUUAGGUGUGGAUAAAAGACAAUGGGCAAAAGUUAUCUAUCGCUUUCCACCACUUCUCACUUACAGCAGACAAAAACUAAAAGCAACUGUGGAUUUUCUCUACGAGAUGGGACUCUCAGCCGAGAAUGUGGGUAAGGUUCUUACACGCUGCCCAAAUAUUAUAAGUUACAGUGUGGAGGAUAAGUUACGACCAACUGCUGAGUAUUUCCGUUCAUUGGAGGUUGAUGUUGCUGUUCUUCUUCAUCGAUCUCCUCAAACUUUUGGUCUUAGCAUUGAGGCUAAUUUGAAGCCCAUGACAGAAUUUUUCCUCGAAAGGGGGUAUAGUUUGAGGGAUGUUGCAACUAUGAUCUCAAGAUACGGAGCAUUGUAUACUUUUAGCUUGCCAGAUAACUUGAUAUCGAAAUGGGAGUUUUUCUUAACCAUGGUUUAUCCAAGAUCUGAGUUAGUUAAGUUUCCACAGUAUUUUGGUUACAGUUUAGAAGACAGGAUCAAACCUCGAUAUGAAAUUAUUAGAAAAUGUGGAGUCAAAUUACUAUUGAAUCAGAUGUUAUCUCUCUCAGAAGAAAACUUCCAUAAACUUCUGAAGAAAAAAAUGGAGAAAAUGCUUGAUGAUUAA